Arabidopsis lyrata subsp. lyrata is the source of this 3600-nucleotide messenger RNA. RefSeq lists its product as uncharacterized. Lineage: Eukaryota; Viridiplantae; Streptophyta; Magnoliopsida; Brassicales; Brassicaceae. Gene Ontology annotation, cellular component: chloroplast outer membrane. The transcript is spliced from 8 exons. Gene Ontology annotation, biological process: chloroplast organization. Bases 877 to 3438 code for a protein of 853 amino acids. The record is from RefSeq and is a predicted model, not a curated record.
UUUGAGUUAUAUUUUCGCUAGCGCUAUGAGAACCAUACGACAUGAUAUAUGCUGAUCUGACUGAUCAUGUAGUCGUGAGGGUUGCCUACUUGCUUGCUUCCAAGGGGUUGUUGGGGAUGGAGUCCGUGGACGGGAAACUUAAUAAACCUAAGAAUUGCAUCAACAUAGACCUUCUAACAUAAUUAACAUUUCUUUAUAUUUUGGGACCCAAUUUUAUUUUGUUAACAACUGUAUAUAUAAAACCCAUAAUAUUUUGGAGUUGAUAUUACUGUGCUGGCCUGUUAAGAAAAAACAUUAGUUAGGGGUUUAUGACUCAAUCCACACACUUGAAUUGGUUGCUUCUUUCUCAAGAAACUAAAUAGGUUUAUGCCAAUUGUCUUUCGAUUCCCUGUUUCCUUUCUUAUAUUUCUUCAGCUUGUUAAGUUGAUUUGAUUAUUUUCAACCGUUGAGAAAAAAAGCUCUUAGUAAACCUAAGAAUAACGGCUAACCUCCAACGGUAAUAUAUAGUCUCUGCUUCUACAAUAUUUAGAAUAGCCUUAGGAGAAUCUAAAGUGUUUUGAUAGAAUUAAGAGCAGUGAUAAAUAUAGUCAAAGAUUUUUCUCAUUUCAAACUUUUCUAAUAAUAACCAUAAGAGUUAGAGAUAGAGAAAGAGAGAGAUUUUGUUUCCGGACUGAUUUUGUUUCCUAGAUUUUCUUUCAUUCUUUGUUGAAAAGGGUUGAAGAAAAACACAAAUCUUUCUUUCUUGGCGCACCUUUUUUAACAGAAUCACCUGAAAAUAUUCAUUAAGAAAGAGAGAAUCUGAUCUCUUUCUAAUGGAUUCUCCUGAUUAAAUAAUACUUUGGUUGAGAAAUCGAUUUUUCGAUUUCAAACCUCGCGAUGUCAAGCGGGAGGCUUUGCGGCUUCACGCCGAUAACCUUCUGUCGCAAGAUCUCAAGAUUGCAGGUCGCAAGAGGACUUGCUCUAAAAAGGCUUAUCAAGGGAAAACACGAAUUUAGACGCGCAUCAACAUCAAAGAAGAACAAUGUCGAAAAAAAGAAAAAUAAAGAGAUCAAACGCACAGUUUCACAAAUCUCUUCUUCUGUUGCACAAGCUUCUCCAAAGAGUUUCAAUUCUACAAAACAUGUUUCUACUCCCCGUGCUACCGCGUCUCCUUUGUCAGUAAAGAAUGGAAAGAAGAAAGCCAAUACACCGAAAAAGAACACUUUGGAGGGUUCUUCGCCGAAAUGUUCAGCAAAUUUCAUUUUGAUGGUGGAAUUAAGGAAGAACAUCUUUGCUUUUAGAGAUAUGAUUGAUUUACCUUCUCUUGAUGGCUCUUUAUCUGUCACCGAGAUUAUAACACAAACGAUGAAAGAUCUACAAAAGCUUUCUCCUGAGAUUGUAACCAUUAAUCAAUCUUUUGAAAUGGAAGGAGCUGACAUGGAUAAGAUGUUAAUAUUCUUCUACGAAGAUCUCAGAGCUAUUGGGGAUUCUUGGAUUAUGGAUAGUGACUGGAUUUAUCGAUCUAAGUACAAAAACAGUGGAGUUGGGAAGAAUAAGUCAGAUCGUCUAGUGGAGCAUGUAUUAGCAGCUCUUGAUGGACUAAUCAAGACAACAAGAGAAAGAUUUGGUAUGAUGGAUCUUGAAUCUGAAGGAAGAAAGAGUUUUACACCAAAAGGUGUUUCAUCAGAAGCAAGAAGAAGCUUUACAAGAUCUGCUUCUUAUUCAGAAAGUAACAAUUCUUUUUAUCCAUCUCCAUUAACACCAAGAUCAGUACUUCCAGGGACAAUGCUACUGUCUAGUAACUCAACAUCUCCAAGUCUAUGGAACUUAAGAGCUCAAGCUUUGGAUAGGUUAAGCCCUGUUGAUUUAAAGCGGUUUGCUAUGCAGAUCUUGUCACAAAGAGAUUCAGAGAGUGUUAAUGAAACAAAGAUUGGUAUCGAAGAAGAAAACGAAGAGAGUGAGAUAUUAGCAGAAGAAAAAGAAGAAGAAGAUAAUGAUUUCUCUGUUUUAGAAACAGAGCAUCAUAGGGAAGGUUCUGGAACAGAGCAUGAAAUCGAAGGUUCUGAAACAGAGCAUGAGAUUGAAGCAAAGGAUAGUAGCGAAGGUUGUGAAACAGAGCAUCAUAUUGAAGGUUUCGAAACAGAGCAUGAGAUUGAAACAGAGGAUCAUAGUGAAACCACAACUUCAGAGACUAACUCAACAGAAUAUUCUCAAAAAGAAGAUUUGCCUCCACCUCCACCACUUCCAUCACCGCAAACGCCGUCACCAACGGUCUCAAUGUUCAAUACGAAAUCUACUCUUCUCUCACAACCACCACCACCACCUCCAUCACCACAGUCGGAACCGGAACACAAAGCUCCAGCUCCUCCACCGCCGCCUCCAUCACCACAGUCGGAACCGGAACACAAAGCUCCAGCUCCUCCACCGCCGCCUCCUAUGUCAAAAGCAUCUGAAAGUGGAGAGUUUUGUCAAUGUCCUAAACUGCAAUCUACAAAUGGAGACAAUGCUCCUUCGAUGCCGGCCCCUCCUGCGCCACCGGGAAGCGGAAGAUCAUUAAAGAAAGCAACUAGCAAAUUAAGAAGAUCAGCACAAAUCGCAAAUCUCUAUUGGGUUCUCAAAGGGAAGCUUGAAGGCCGUGGCGUAGAAGGGAAAACAACAAAAGCAAGUAAAGGGAAAAAGAAUGUUGCAGAGAAAUCUCCUGUUAAAGGUGCAAGAUCAGGAAUGGCUGAUGCACUUGCAGAGAUGACAAAGAGGUCGAGUUAUUUCCAGCAAAUCGAAGAAGAUGUUCAGAAAUACGCUAAAUCAAUCGAAGAAUUGAAAUCUACAAUACAUAGUUUCCAGACAAAAGACAUGAAAGAGUUGCUUGAAUUUCAUAGCAAAGUGGAAUCUAUUCUUGAGAAACUAACUGAUGAAACUCAAGUUCUCGCGAGGUUUGAAGGUUUCCCUGAGAAGAAACUAGAAGUAAUAAGAACAGCUGGUGCCUUGUACAAGAAGUUAGAUGGGAUUCUAGUUGAGCUCAAGAACUGGAAAAUUGAGCCUCCAUUAAACGAUCUUCUCGAUAAGAUAGAGCGUUACUUCAACAAAUUUAAAGGAGAGAUUGAAACGGUUGAGCGAACAAAAGACGAAGACGCUAAAAUGUUUCAGAGGCACAACAUUAACAUCGAUUUCCAAGUUCUUGUUCAAGUCAAAGAAACUAUGGUUGAUGUUUCAUCAAAUUGCAUGGAGUUAGCACUAAAGGAGAGGAGAGAAGCGAACGAGGAAGCGAAGAACAGUGAAGAAAGCAAGAUGAGUAAUAUGAAGGAAGAGAGAGCUAAGAGGCUAUGGAGGGCUUUUCAGUUUGCUUUCAAAGUUUAUACAUUUGCAGGAGGUCACGACGAACGAGCAGAUUGUUUAACAAGACAACUUGCACAUGAGAUUCAAACAGAACCUGAUCAAACCGAAUCAUCGAUCAUGUCUUGAAAACCAGAAAAAAGCUUCAUCACAUGUUUUACUCAAUGAAACCAAGAAGAGAUUGAUGCUAGAAGAUGGUUUACAAUACUUUUUUUUGUGUGUCUCUAGUUUUGAUUUUGGACCAAUGCAAAGAGACAGAAACCAUUUUUUUUCAUUUCAUAUAUAUAUAUA